Messenger RNA from Cucurbitaria berberidis CBS 394.84, 789 nucleotides. RefSeq lists its product as uncharacterized. The transcript has a single exon. Bases 1 to 789 code for a protein of 262 amino acids. NCBI's taxonomy places the organism in Eukaryota, Fungi, Ascomycota, Dothideomycetes, Pleosporales, Cucurbitariaceae. The record is from RefSeq and is a predicted model, not a curated record.
AUGUUCUCUCUAAUUCCAUGGCUCAUGCCGCGAUAUCGCCAGCCCGUAUGGCUUGAUGUCAUCAUCAACAACUUCCUCAACUCGGUCACUGGGUAUCUAACCCGGCUGUUACGUGACACGCCGCUCGAGUACUGGCUGCUAGAUUCUCAGGGCCAAUUCGGCACGCUAUUCGUGAGCGUCAUCCUAGUAGCUCUGAUCUGGCUGAUUUCUUUGGAAUACUCGGCCCAAGCUGAGAAUCCUGUCGCAUCUUCAGUCUCUACUGAAGCCACCCAUGACAAUGUCCAUGGGCCUGGGGAGAUCCAAGAGCAGCCCGCGCCAGUUACGCUCCCAUCUGACGACAUCGCUCGUACACCAUCACCAGUCAGGGCCUCAAUCAUGAGAAGUUUCGCCCGGCCAGACCACCGACCUACGAACGCGCACCUUGAAAUCUCGCCCUUCCGCACCGCGCGACCUCUAGGCGAUCCAGAUCGCACAGGGCGCAUCACAACUCCAGGAUACCAGACGCCCUUUGGCAAACCUACUCACUCUCAAGAUUUCUCUAGUCUGGCGGAGAAGGCGCCUGUGAGCUACAAGACACUGAAGGAAAACGGCAUGUUACACCCAGACGGCACGCCGACGAAGAAGUGGACUGUGUCGAGGCGGAUGACCGACUCUCGGGGCAUUAGAGGAGAGGAUUCGAGGAAGGAGGUGGUAGCGUGGUGGGUGAAUGAUUCUGGGCGGCGGGGUGGACGUGCGAGAUUGAGGCAGGAUUUGGACGAGGAGGAGGAUGGGGUAGCUGCAAGGCUCUAA